This is a messenger RNA of Suillus subaureus, 498 nucleotides long. Its product is annotated as V-type ATPase. NCBI's taxonomy places the organism in Eukaryota, Fungi, Basidiomycota, Agaricomycetes, Boletales, Suillaceae. The record is from RefSeq and is a predicted model, not a curated record. The coding region runs from base 41 to 415 and encodes 124 amino acids. The transcript is spliced from 4 exons. Gene Ontology annotation, molecular function: proton-transporting ATPase activity, rotational mechanism. Gene Ontology annotation, cellular component: vacuolar proton-transporting V-type ATPase complex. Gene Ontology annotation, biological process: proton transmembrane transport.
AUAUCCUGUCGGAGUUCUAAAUCACUCCUCUACAGCAAUCAUGGCAGCUCAAAAUUCGCAAGGAAUACAGACGCUUCUUGAAGCAGAGAAAGAAGCUGCUAAGAUUGUGCAGCAGUCACGUCAAUACCGCCUUCAGAGGUUGAAGGACGCACGCUCGGAAGCAAGUAGAGAAAUAGAUGAGUACAGACAGGCCAAAGAAGCCGAAUUCAAAUCAUUUGAGGCAUCGCACGCAGGAGUCACCUCCAAUGCACAGGUUGCAGUAGACAAGGAAACCAGUAAAAAGUUGCAGGCCAUCACAGAUGCUUAUGAAGCAAACAAAGAUGCGGUUGUGAAGAAACUACUGGACCGCGUUCUAUUGAUCAAGCCCGAGCUACAUCGGAAUCUCAAGAGGGCAGGUGGUGCAGAAUCACAAUGAUCAACUUCAUUGCUAUGGACUUGACUUGUACAAUACUACAUUGGGUGCUUCAGCAAUAAUACCCUCAAUCUGAUAAUUAAAGG